This is a messenger RNA of Andrographis paniculata, 1617 nucleotides long. Its product is annotated as 3-dehydroquinate synthase, chloroplastic. Bases 128 to 1462 code for a protein of 444 amino acids. Gene Ontology annotation, biological process: aromatic amino acid biosynthetic process. NCBI's taxonomy places the organism in Eukaryota, Viridiplantae, Streptophyta, Magnoliopsida, Lamiales, Acanthaceae. Gene Ontology annotation, cellular component: cytoplasm. The transcript has 8 exons. The record is from RefSeq and is a predicted model, not a curated record. Gene Ontology annotation, molecular function: 3-dehydroquinate synthase activity.
AUUCACCUAACUCGAAACCCACCAAACCUCCCAAGUGACGGAUUUCAUCGUCGAUUGCAGAUAAAGGUGUGCCCCGGCGGAUAUUCAAUUACGCCGCCGCCGCAGGUCCUCUCAUCUUUCGCCGGAAAUGGCCGCUUCUUCUUCUUCUUCUUUCUGCCCAAACCGUGCUCCGUCACUGCCCGCUCCUUCGCGCAGCCGUAAUCAACCCACUUUGUUUCAUUCCCGCCGCCGCUGUCCCGUCUCCCCCGUUUCCCUGCCUUCCCGGUUACAUCUCUCGGUUAAUUUUAGUAAUCGCACCUUGAAGCGCAGUUUAAAGGCGUCGGCGGCUCCGGUGAUGGAUCAAACUGCUUCCUCAGCUGCUGUUCCUACGACUGUAGAGGUGGAUUUAGGGAAUCGGAGCUACCCGAUCUAUAUUGGCUCCGGACUUUUAACCCAACCGGAGCUGCUCCAAAGGCAUGUUCAUGGAAAACAAGUUCUCGUGGUCACUAACACCACCGUUGCACCAUUAUAUCUUGAAAAAACUAUCCGGGCUUUAACAGAUGGAAACGCUAAUGUAAAAGUUGAGUAUGUAGUUUUACCUGAUGGAGAACAAUACAAGAAUAUGGAAACUCUUAUGAAAGUCUUCGAUAAAGCAAUUGAAACACGUAUGGACAGGCGCUGUACAUUUGUUGCUCUUGGUGGUGGUGUCAUUGGUGACAUGUGUGGAUAUGCCGCUGCUUCAUAUCUUCGUGGAGUGAAUUUCAUUCAAAUUCCCACGACUGUUAUGGCACAGGUGGAUUCUUCAGUUGGUGGUAAAACUGGAAUAAACCAUCCACUUGGAAAAAAUUUAAUUGGUGCAUUCUAUCAACCACAAUGUGUGCUUGUGGACACUGACACAUUGAACACAUUGCCGGAUCGAGAAUUAGCAUCGGGCCUGGCUGAAGUCAUCAAGUAUGGACUUAUCAGAGAUGCUCAAUUUUUUGAGUGGCAGGAAAAGAAUAUGCACGCACUUCUUUCAAGGGACCCAACUGCAUUUGCCUAUGCUAUCAAGCGUUCCUGCGAAAAUAAAGCUGAGGUUGUGUCGUUAGAUGAGAAAGAGAGUGGCUUGAGGGCAACUCUGAACUUGGGUCACACUUUUGGACACGCAAUCGAGACUGGUUUAGGCUAUGGCCAGUGGCUUCAUGGCGAGGCUGUUGCUGCUGGCACGGUAAUGGCGGUGGACAUGUCUUUCCGGCUUGGCUGGAUUGACGACUCGUUAGUAAAGCGCGUGUACUCAAUCCUGAAACAGGCGAAGUUACCUACAGCACCUCCUGAAACAAUGACUGUAGACACAUUCAAGUCCAUCAUGGCGGUAGAUAAGAAGGUAGCCGAUGGGCUGCUGAGGCUCAUCCUCUUGAAAGGCCCUCUAGGCAACUGCGUUUUCACCGGUGCGUACGAUAGGUCGGCCCUCGAUGACACUCUUCAUGCAUUUUGUAAGUCUUGAUGAUGCUAGUUUUGAAUCUUUGGAAAGUUUGAUCCACCUUGUAUAAUUAUAAUGUGUUUUGAUCUUAUUUAUUGUGUUUGUUAUGCCAUGACAGAGUUUUUAAGGUUUUCAGUGACAUGUUGUAAGAGCUUUGCUAAUAAUAAUUUGUUCAGUCA